Molecule: messenger RNA, 7925 nt
Organism: Caenorhabditis angaria
Lineage: Eukaryota; Metazoa; Nematoda; Chromadorea; Rhabditida; Rhabditidae
Source: the annotation of a GenBank genome assembly
AUGAUCCGAAAAUCAAAUAAAACGCCUGUGCCGUUCACUGUGUUUUUCUCAAGUUAGUUAGUGUAACUUUCUUUUUCAAUUCAAAAUGUUUAAAUUUUAUGAUAAAAAUUUCAGAUUUUCUCACUUGGCCCCUUCUGGAAUCUGAAAUCUCUUCAAAAAUGUCGGAUAACAUCGGACCUUUUGAAUUGUCGCAAGCUUUCAAAUUUUUGCUUGCGGCUCAACUUGAAACGUAAGUUUAGUUAUUUCAAAUUUUUUGGGCAGAAUUUUAAUCCUUUAAGUCGUUUUUUAGACGAAAUUUGAUACUUUUAUGUGUUUUGAACAUGUUUUUUGAAGCAAAACUUUUCGUUUUUUUCCAAAUGUUUCUUUGUUAAAUUUUUUCUUUGAUAUUAUAUAGAUUAAUUAUGUCAAAUGAAUGAUAAUAAUCAAUAAUAUCUUUUCAUUUGAGUGAAUUAUUGUCUUUUUCCUGGGUGUGGUUUUCUUUUAUUUAAUUUUUUUUUGAAAAAAAAAGAAAAAUCAUAUCGAUUAUGAAUUAUCAUUUUGAAACAGGCACCACCGUGGCCUCCUUAGCUCAGUUGGUAGAGCGUGAGACUUUUAAUCUUAAGGUCAGGGGUUCGAGUCCCCUAGGUGGCUUGAUUUUUUUCAAUUUUUUAAACUGAAAAUCUUUAAUUCUUUUGUAGAAUUGCGAUUGACGGAGUGAUGCCUUCAACUCACGGAGCUCUCUCAAAACUUCUUUGCUCUUGCUACUCAAAAGACGCCGAAGUCACCGAUUUUUAUCAACCAAAAACCACCGAAGAAGAUCCAGAAAACUCUACUACAACUACAACUAUUGUUGAGCAGAAAAAAAUUGAAAAAUUUCCCAAAAAAAUCGCUGUUGUCGAGGAGAAAAAAGAAAAUCCGAUAAUUGUGGAAGUUUAUGAUGAUACGGUAAGUGUGUGGAGGGGGGAGAAACAGUGAAAAAUUUCACUUUUUUUGGUCGGAAAUUAUUAUUAUUAUAUGGUUUGAGGGGGUUUCGUUUUCAUUACAAGACUAAAUAUUGAUUUUCUAAGUGGGCUUUUUGGCGCCAAAAAUAUUUUUUGUUAAAAGUUUUUUUUGGAUUGGAUAUAUAAAUCAAUUUUUUGAUUGAUGAAAUGAGAUAUAUUUUUUUCGAACAAAAAUCAUGUGGUUUUUUGGCGCCCAAAAAUCGAUAAUUAGAUAGCCACGCGGCAUUAAGAGAAUUUAAAACAAAUAAAAUAUUCAGAAAUUUUUUGAAACAUUUUUCGCCCAUUUCCUCCAAUAUUAUUCUUUGAGUCUUCGGCAAAAAAGUUUGAAACAGUAAAUUUUUUUCGAGCUAAAAUGGCACGUGGUAUAUUUUGAAGCCGAAAAAAUAUAUUUUAAGAAUUUUUCCAAAAAAUAAAAAUUUUGAAACAGUGGUUUUUUUAUUUUUGAAAAAAAACCGACAAUUUUAAUUUAAGUCUUUUCUCAUCCUUUUUUCCCUCAAGAUUUCCAAUUACAAAUCACAUACAAAUCAAAGCAAAACCUAAUCAUUUUGGUUUUUUUUGCUUUGGCUGUGUUAAUUUUGAAAAUGAAUGACCUUAUUUGAUUGAAAUUGGCGCCUUUUCCCCCUUUUUUCUUCUUCAUCUUUUUUCUUGAUUUUGCUGAACAAAAAUAAAUUUCAAUGACAAUUGAUUAAUGCGAUUUGGGAUUGGCUGGUCAAAGAAAGAAAACGAAGAAAUAUCCUUUUUUCUUUUUUGUGUGUGUGUGAUAGAAAUUUGCGAACACCUUGAUUAUUUUUUCGCUAGGCUUUUAGGCUUAGGCUUCAAUUUUUUUCAAAAACAUUCCAAAUUUUCUAGAAUUUUGAAAACAGUGAAAUAUUUCUCGAAGUUACACAACUUCCAGAACUUACACUAACUCAAUUAUUUUUGGAAAUUAUGUAUAGAGUAGCGUUUUGAAAAUAUCCGUAAUUACAGAAAUGCUAUUAAUUUUCAAAUUUUGUGUUAAAAAUCUUAUACAGAUUUUGAAACAGUGAAUUUUUUUCAUUUUCAAAAAAUUCAAAAAACUCGCCUGAAACUAGGCUGGCAAAAAAUUACCCGAAUACACUCAUUUCAGAAAUGCUCAAAAAUGGCUUACCCAUUUACACUACACGUUUUUAGAAAUGAUGCCCGUUUACACUAUUUUUAUUUAUAAGGCUACACUUUUACACCUUUACACUUUUACACUAUUUUUCUGGAAAAGAGUUGUUGAAAGUGCCAAAAAAGACUGAAAAAUAGUGAAAAAACAGUCAUUAUCUGAGAAUUAGCAGAGCCAAAGCAUAACAUCACAGAGAAAUUGAUAAUUCAAUGUUUUUUGUUCUGUUCAAGUCUGAAAAUCAGAGUUAUAUUAACCCAAAUGCCAAGAAAUGUGACUUCUUCAUUUUCUAAACAGGUUUUUAUAAUCCUUUUUCAUUUUCUGAAACUAUUUAUUAUUCGAAAAAAAACCUUUUUCUUACUCUAAAAUCCUUUAUUUUCGAACAGAACUCUUUUAUUCACUUUAGGAAACCACUGGUCUGUUUCGACAUUGAGAUUUUGACAUUUUUUUCUUUUUUCCAAGCCGGAGCAAAAAUAGUGUAUUCGUGUAUUAUUGUAAAAAUGUAUGUAGUGUAAAAGUGUAAGUGUAUUCGGGCAUUUCUGCAAACGUGUAAAAAUAAAAUUAGUGUAUAGAAAUACCCGAAUGCCUCAUUUUUGUCAGCCUACCUGAAACACAUUUUCAUCCCAGAAUUAUUUCAUGAAAACGUUUAUGAAAAUUUUGAAACAGUGAAGUUUUCACCAAAUUUUGCAAUUUUUUCCACGUAGAUUUUUAGCGCCAAAAUUUUUUAUUUCUCUUAUUUUUUGCACUUUUCUUGUACUUUUUUUGAUAUCACUUUAUGAUUUUGAUAUUAAUAUUUUCCAAAAAAAUUGCUAAUUUUUCAAGGUCGCUAAAAAUUUUGUUUUAACAAAAAAACUUCCUUGGAAAAUUAUGGGUUACUGUAGAUGAAUCACAAAUUUUUGGCGCCAAAAAUGUGACUUUUCGUAAUUUGAUAGUGAAGAAAGAAAAGGGAUAAUUUGCAGUUCCAAAUGAUUUUUGAAUGAACUUUGGUUUUGAGAAAAAACUAUUGAAAACUGGAUUUUAGACAAUCCACUGUUUCAAAAAUUAUAGAAAUAUUGAGAGGGUUUCAAAAAAUCUAAUAAUUUCAAUCUAAUAAUUUCUUGAACAUCGUUUUUCCACGUGACACUAAUUUUUGGCUUCAAAAAUCACACAAACUAUUUUGGUCUCAUCACGAUUCUCUUCUUCCCCUUUUUCUUCCUAAUUUCCGGCCGGUCGUGUCCCAAAAAACUUGAAUCAUGCUUAUUUUUCUGAUUAUUUUCUUCUCGGGUGCGCAAAGUAAAAAAAAAAGAUACAAACAUCAUUUUUUCUAGUUGAUUUUAUUCUAUUGACAUUUCUUCUCAAGUGUUGUGAUUUAUUUUUUUUGCGCGCGCCUUUGUCAUGAUUUGAUAUUUCUUGAUGUGUUCGUUUUGACGCAUGCGAUUUUUGAGCUAAUUUUUGAAAAUUUUGACAGAUAACACUUUGAAACAAUAUAUAAGUAAUUAAAUUUUUUCACUGUUUCAAAAAGUAUACUAGGUUUUUGUCUUUCUGGUGUUUUUAUUAAUGUUUUCAAAUAUCCACAUGGGAAAAUUCUUUCAAUUUUUUGAGAGAAAAAUUUGAAUGAAACCAAUGGAACAUUUUAGCAAUGAAAGAAAAAAUUCACUGUUUCAAAAAAUUUUGAAAAUUUGAUUCUUUCGUGAAUGUCUUGAAAAUUAAUUUUUAGUGCAAAAAAUUCAGAAAAAAAAGUUCACUGUUUCAAAAAAUUUAUAACUUUUCCAUAUUUUUUUUCAAAUAUACAAUUCUUUUCGAAAUAAUUUCAAACUGAAGCUGAAAAUUUUUUUCAGAAAAAUCACCAAAACCUGUAUUUUUCACACACUCUUCUUUUAUGAUUACAUAUUAUGAUCUUUUUUUCUUUUUUUUUGUGUGUUACUAGAAAGAAACAUGAUGAUCUUUUUUAUCGAUCCAAUAAUUUUCUGUUUUUUCGAGUGGCAAAAAACAAAAAGUUCGCGAUUAUUUUUGGGGGACACCAAUUAUUUUAUUUCAUUUUUUUGCAACACAUAAAAACUGUGUUCAGAGAUUUUUGGCGCUAAAAAUCCACGUGGCAUAGGGGCGCUUCAAAUUUUGUUACGUGGAUUUUUCACAUUAAAUGGUUAAAAAGUGUGAGAAUAAUUUUGAGAAAAAUACAAAAUUAAUAGGUUUUUCUUGAAACAGUGAUUUUUUCAAAAUAAACAAUUGAUUUUUUUGCACCAAAAUUUUGCUACGUUAUUUGCUUUCUGUUUGCAAGAAGCAUUUCUGAGAAAAUUCACAAAAAUUAAUACAUUUUUUCUGAAACAGUGCAUUUUUUCGAAUCAGGUGAUUGAUUUUUUGGCGGUAAAAAUUCCAGCUUCUCCUUUUCCGAUUUCUUAUAAAUCAAAAAAGCCAUCAAUCAAUCAAAAAUCAAAUCAAAUCGAAUCAAAUUUGAACAGCGCAAAAAAAAGAAGAGGGAUAUCCAUUUUUUAUGUUUCUUAUUGUAAAUACAAUUUUUUGCUUGUUUGACAAACAUUGUUUUUUCUCUGGGGUUUCUGUGUACUUUUUUUGAAUGAGAAAAAAUAUGGCCAAAAACAAGGUUGUAAAUUUUUUUGGUGGGAAAUUAAUUAGGUUUAUCGAUUUCUCUACCGGAAAUUGAAUUUUCAAAUUUUGAGUUUUGGUGCUAAUGAAUUCUCCAGAAAAUUUACUGUUUCAAAAAAUUAUUAUAUUUUUUGUAUUUUUCUCAAAAUUGAUUCGGACAAGUGCUAUCUGUCUGAAUGUUACUGAAUGAUCUGGAGUUUUGAUGAGUGAAUGAGUGCUAUAAGGUCAGAAAUUAGACAAAAUUUCAAAACAAUAGGUAGAUGUCAGCUAGGAAUUCGAAAUGAGAAAAAUGCAAGUUGCACGUAAAUAAAUUUACUGUUUCAAAAAAUUUAUAGAUUUUCUUCGUGUUUUUACUAAAUAAUAACAAAAAUCAUAAAACCAACAAAAUUCCACGUGGCAAAUUUUUUUUAGCGUCAAAAAUAUUCCCGAAAUUUCACUGUUUCAAAACAUUUUUUUAAAAAGUCACAAAAAAAAAGAUUUUUCAGGCCGCCAAAAUUUUUUUGACCAACUUUUCAUAAAUUUUUGAUGUUCUUCCCAGACCGCGAGAAAAAAAUUGGGUAGAAAAUUAUUAAUUUUUAUCGUUCUGGUCUUUUCUCGAAUUUUUUCUCGAAAAAUAUUUAUUUUUCCGGGUUGAUUUUUCUGGUCUUGGUUGGUUUUAACCACAAAAAAUAGUCACAAGUCUAUAAAUUAAUCAUUUUUUCUCUGCGUCUCUCACUCUCUCGAUUUUUGUGUAAAUUAAUUAAUUUUCUAUUGUUUCUUUUCUGCUGGAAAAAUUGUUUUUUUAGAAUAAAUAUAACCUUUGAAAAAGACCUUAAGGAUCUUAACCUUAAAUUAAUUAAUUUCAGAUGAUGAUCUCGACGCGGCCAAACAACAACAAUUCGAAUAAUAACAACAGGACCAUGAUUAUUGAGGAUGUUACUGAUGAUCCGGAGGUAAGUCAUUUUUGAGAGGGAUUUAGGAUAACUCGAAAAAAAGUUUUGUAAAAAAUUUCAAGAGUGGCAUUCUUUGGAGUUUGGCAAAAUUGUCAUGAUGAAAAACAGGCUCAAAACUAGUUUUCUCCUAAUUUUUGUUCUAUAAUUUUUUAAAAUUAAUUUCACUGUUUCAAAAAAAUCUAUGAAUUUAAAACUGAAAUUUAGUAAAUAAUCCCAACAUUGAUCCCUAUUUAACAAGAAAAAUUAAAUCCAGAAAAAGUUCACUGUUUCGAAACUUUCCUCUAUUCAUUUUCCUCAAUUUUUCCAAAAUAGAAAAAAAAACACAAAACCAACAAUAAAAGAAUUUAUUUUUUGAAUAAAGGACCCACAUAAUUGGUUAAGUGGGUGUUGAAAAAAAUGGGCGAAAAAAAAACUAUUUUCCUUUUUGAAGUAUUCAUCAUACGGCAACGAAAACCAAGAGCCGAAAGAAGAAGGAGCAUUUAUUGAAUACGAAAAAUUGGAUAAAAUGGAGAAUCCGGCGGUUUUUCAAGUCGGACAUUCGACAACGGCUAUCAACAGAACAUAUAAUAAUAUUAUUGGAACCGGAGCGAGAAGUGGAUUUAGAGUGAGUUUGGGGAAAGGGCUGGAAAUAUGGUAGAUCAAGUUUUGGACUCUAGUUUUUAAUUUUUUUUUUUAAUUGUUUAUAGGUUUAAUUUUAAGGUUAGAAAGUCAAGGGAUUUUAAGUCGAGAAGUUAUGAUUGAAAGUUUAAGAUAUCAAAUUUUGAUCUAGUUUUAUAAGGUUUUUCUCCGUUUGAAAAGUAAAACUCCAAUUUUGGAGCCUAUAAAAUCCACGUGGUCCAUUUUUAAAUCCAUUUUUUUCACCAAACAACACUGUUUUGACAUUUAUGAACUUAGAAAUUUUUGAAUAAAAAUUUGUUUUCUUCAAAGAAGUGUAGCUCCAAAGUUUGAAAAUUUUCAAAAAUCAAAAUUAGGUCAUGAAAUCCACGUGGCAAGUUUGAAUUUGAAUUUUCGGGUGGUCAAAAUUUUCUAAAAUUUUCUCUUGAAAUCUGAAAAGUUUUCAGCAACUUCCAGCUUUUCUAGAAUUUCAAGACCCAGUUCCAUAAAUGCCACGUGGCAUUUGAGUGCCCAAAAAUUUCCGGGUUCUUUUUUUCUCGGUUCCCCAUGAAAAAAGAAAAAUAUGUGUUCACCCCACAUUUUCUUUUGUUUUUUUUUCAUAAUCAAAUUUUUAUUAGUCCCGAUUUCUUUCAUUUCUCCUCAUUUUUCAUCGUUUAUUUUAUUACAAUUUUUUGUGCUGAAAAUCGAAUAUGCUGAAAAAUGGUGGAGUUUUUAGAAAGAAAUGGAUUUAUCAUCGAAAAAAGGUAUGAAUUUCAGAUUUCGAGCGAGAAUUUUUUGGAAUCAUUUUGUAGGAAAUUUUAAGAGCUACGAAACGGUGUAGGUUAGAGUUUUUGGAACUUUCUGGAACACUUUCUCAAAAGAUUCUCUUGAAGUUUACUGAUCAAAAGGUCAGGGGAUCGAUUUCCACUGAAAGCAAAAAUUUUUAUUUUCAUUUUCUGCAAAAAAGAAAAAUUUCCCACUUGUAUCAAAUUGCUCACUUUGUCUCCAGAAAAAAAAAAGAAAAAAAAUUUUUUGACUUUUUUUGGAUUAACAAACUAUCUAUUUCAUUCUUCUUUUUCUUUCGUUUUUUGAGAGAAAAACCAAAAAACUUUUUUCUUCGCUUCAAGAUUUUUGGCGUAGGAAUUUCCAAGUGUUAUCCACGUGGAUCUCAUCUUGGCGCCAUUUUCUUCCAGAUUUUUCGUGCCAAAAUUUUUAGCUACUUAAAAAUGUAUGAAGUUCCAAGUUUUUCCCAUUUUUGAACUUUUUUUAAAAAUUUUCUUCGGCUUUUUUUGUUGGAAUUCCCAUGAAAGUGGUUUGUUUUAUUGCGAAAAAUGUUUUCUUUUUGAAAAAAGUUUGAAAAUUUUCUGAAACUUGGACUUUUUUGGAGAUUGUAGACCCUCGAAAAAUUUUUUUUCAAAUUUUUUCGAGCGAAAAAAAAUUGGCUCAUAGAAAAAUCUUGUGUUGUUAUUUUUAUUUUUUUUUGUAGGAUUUUUCACAUAAAAUUUAUGAGGCCGGAAAAAUUGGGAGAUUUUUUUAUUGAUAAACAUUUUUAGAAUUUUGAAUUUUUUUAUGAAAAUCUGAAAAUUUCAAUUUUUUUUCUAGAUGCCAACCUCAAAUUCUGGCACCAAAAAUUUGGAUUUGAAAGAUGUGGAAGACGGAGCAAAGUGUCGAAUUCGAGAAUGUCGAUUGGGAUGGAAACAACAUGCAUGGAGGUAA